Pimephales promelas (fathead minnow) is the source of this 1748-nucleotide messenger RNA. It is a transcript of the gene tspan15, whose product is annotated as tetraspanin 15. NCBI's taxonomy places the organism in Eukaryota, Metazoa, Chordata, Actinopteri, Cypriniformes, Leuciscidae. The record is from RefSeq and is a predicted model, not a curated record. Gene Ontology annotation, cellular component: plasma membrane.
CGGCGUUUGUGUCAAUGGGGCGCGUGCUCUGCUCGCUCAGGUAGACGACGAUACUAUCAAACCAGGAAGUGUUUACGGGAACGUAUUUCGUGCAUUUUUACGUUUUUUAACAUGUCACAAGAAGUCCGAUAUUGCGAUAGGUGCUCGUACAUCUUUCUCAAGUUCUCGUUAAUCGUAUAUGCAACAAUUUUCUGGUUGAUAGGGGGCUUUAUUUUGGCCAUCGGCAUCUACGCGGAGGUGGAGAGGCAACGGUACAAAACGCUGGAAGGAGUGUUCCUGGCUCCCGCCAUUAUCCUCAUUGUGCUCGGUGUGGUCAUGUUCAUCGUUUCUUUCAUUGGGGUUCUGGCGUCUCUCAGAGACAACUUGUGUCUUCUCAAAGUGUUUCUUUACAUGCUCGCUCUCUGUCUCAUUUUGGAGCUCGUCGGUGGGAUUGUUGCUUUGAUCUUUAGGACCCAGACAGUGGACCUUCUCAACAAAAACAUUCGUAAAGGCAUGGUGAAUUACUAUGAUGACCUUGAUUUCAAAAACAUAAUGGACUUUGUUCAGAAUAAGUUCAAAUGUUGUGGGGGAAAGGAGUACAAGGACUGGGAGGUGAACAUGUAUCAUAAUUGCACUGCUCCUGGUCCGCUAGCAUGUGGAGUGCCAUACACCUGCUGUAUUAACAAGCCUUCUGAAGUUGUUAAUACGAUGUGUGGAUACAUGACCCUCAAUAAAGAGAGACUAGAAAAUGUAGAGGUCAUCUACAUCCGCGGUUGCAUGGAUGCAGUCUUUAUUUGGUUCAUGGAUAACUAUACAAUCAUGGCUGGUCUUCUUCUGGGCAUCCUACUACCUCAGUUUUUUGGAGUGCUCUUUACCUGGCUUUAUAUCACCCGUGUGGAAGAUGCCAUCGAGGAGUACGGUCACUAUGUGGAUGGUCUGCUGGACGAAAAACCCAGGAAGCAAAGCAAGCUGGCCAAAUGCUGUAGAUGUAUGCCUUUGAUGGACUGAGUGAAAACUCCUAACAUUAAGCCUUAUUUUGGAUACUACAUAAAGGAUUUAAGCAGGUACUAUCACCUGCUGUGGAUGAAUUUAACUGUUUGUAGCACACAACUGUGCUGUUAGUGUUGUAAUAUCAGCCAAAGAUACACUGAUGUAAGCAAGUCAUAUUUGUACUGUCAACAUUGUUUUUACAGUUACUCUCAGGAUUUAUUAUUUAUCCUGUCAGCUGAAAAUGGGUAGUUUAUGUGUCCAAAUUAAGUGAUGCUUGGACUGACCUUUCAUCUCAGGUUCUUUCUACUAAAUCACACCUGAAUUGUAGACCGAAGAUGCUGUAUAUUUUCGUCAGGAAGUCUGAUUUGACAAUUGGCACCCUGUCAGUCGGUGAUAAAGUGCAGGGUUUCUUUUUUUUUCAGUGCUAACAGUGCACGUCACAUAAGAGAACUUCAAUAGAAACUACAUUCGUCAUAAGAUUGCUGUUUGUACACUGAGAUGUGAUUUUUGUAGAUGAGUAACAGAGUUUCCACACUAAAAUCUUUGUAAAUCCAAUGCCUUGGUUGCUACCAUUUGCUUUUUUAUUAUUUUUUAUUUUUUUUUUUACAUCAUUUCAAAAUAGGCCUUUACCGGAAACAACGUGUAUUCCUCUUAAUCUCCAUUAAGAUACUAUAUGAGCUGAUUAUUUUGUAAUACUAAUCUGGGAGUUUUAAUGAAUGAAUUUUAAUAAAGUUUUUUUCUUUUUGUUAUUUCAGAGCUGCAUUUAUAUAUCUUUUAAA